AUGCGGGCGACACUCAUCCAAGAGCCGUCGGGCGUUCUGACAUGGAACGAGCCUGACCAGAUGGAGGACUACGAGUACUGGGGCGACGAGUAUGUCGAGGCGCAGCCUAGCUUUGCUCUUCGACCUGCUGCCACCAGCCAUGGAGCCAAGGUCGUCAAAGUUCAGAGGUCUGUCUACCGAGUUUUGGGCGGUCAUCUGAAAUAUGGCUCAGUCGAAUUAAUCAGGACUUAUAAACCGCAAAAAAAAAAAAUGGACAGUUCCGUUUGUUUUGAAUCUUGUUUUCGGCUGUGACAGCGGCUUGGUUGAGGACGAAUUUUGUUUACAUUGCUUCACUGGCUCGAAAGUACUCCCUCGAAACCACUCGAACGGCCAAAACUUCUUUUUUCGAGGUUCCUCUCAAUUUUACUAGUUGCACAAAUCUUUUUUUUUCGAGCUUCCUGUAGAAUUUCAUUUUUUUUUCAUUCGAUUUGAUAGGUUUGAGAUCCUGGGAUUUUUAACUUAUUUUCCUAGAAAAAGCGAAAAAAAAGUCCAGUUUGAAUGAGAGUUGAUUAUGGUGCAACUUUAUUUUUCAAAAAUAUCCAAAAUUUUCAAAAUCAAUUUUCGGGAAAUUCAUUUGAGUGUAAACGAAGAAUGACCAUAAAAGGGCUUCUCUUCGUUAGCACUUCUUGAAACGGAUCUUUAAGGAUAUUUUUUGUCUCUGCGAAGAUUUUUUUACCUACUCCCCUUUUUUGUUGCAUUCCGCAAAAACCAUAUAUUGAAAAAUUCAGAAGAGAAAAGUGAAAAGAAUAAUAGGAAAGUCGACGCCCAGAGGCGGUAUCAUUGCAAAGAACCGAAUCGAUUCCUCACCUUCUCUUGUCAAUAAUACGGCUCCUGAGUUUCGCGUUACUUUUUUUUCCGCAUUCUCAAUUAUUCCUGACUAUUUUGGUGUAGAUAACUGUGCGUGAAAAAGUGGACCAAGUUUCUAGAAUUUCGAACAAUUUAUUUUUGUUUGGUAAUUUUUCAGAACUUCAGGCACGAAUUUAAUUCGUUCUUUUAUCGCGAUGGUCAAUAUUUGAAAAGAGAUAGAAAUUUGGUACCAAAAAGGCCAUUCGUCCAACAAGAAGGAAAGGUGAAUUUUUCAUCACCUCAAUCGCGAAUUAAUAAAAAAAUGUUUGCAGCUAUCCAUUGGAUUCCUUUCUUUACAAACAAAAAAAAUUGAACCGGUUUCCAAUUUCACCAAUUGCGCAAGUUUUGAAAAACUCGAAAUUCGACUUAACGACCUCAAUUGGUUUUUUUUUUUGCCGUUCUUUCCGACUUUUCUGAAGUAAUCUGUUUUGGCGCUUUGGCAUUGGAAAAAUUGAAUAAUUUCUGUCCCUGAAUGUGUCAUUCAUGAGCAGUGAUCCAUAAAUUUUUCCUCUGUUUUCAAACUAAAAAUCUGCUAUUGUCACCAGUUACAAUCUCAUGCAAAUUUAAUAUCAACGAAUAGAGGAACAAGUGAUAAGAAAGUUUCCAAUUGGUGAAACGAGCCACUUUUAAAUCAUUUACUUAAGGACAACAGUAAAAAAUCCAAGUUAUCGUAUUUCAGCAAUAAUGAAUGUUUCAACGGUUCCAAGGUGACUUCGACUUCGAAGUACCACUUGAUGAUAAAACAGUUCUCAGUCAUCAUGAAACUUGAUAAAUUGGCGUAAAAGCUUAUCAAUUUGGCGGAGAUUCUCCGGCUUUACACGUACGCUUCAGAAAUUAUUUAUAGCAAAAGUUUGGUGCGCUACAGAAGUUGAUCUUUCAAACAUAAGUGCGCGACCAGAAUGGUUUUCCAACAAAAGAAACGAAACAAAGGUGUAAAAUUAGGAAAGGAAUCAGUCAAAAGUUCACUAAAAGCUAGGUUUUCCAGACUACAUGGUAGCUAUAUUCAAACUGCUUUUUUGUACAAUGCCCAUAAGAAGAAACUUUCUUAUAAGGAAGUUCAUUUCAAUCUGCGGUUGUGAAUUUCCUGAAAAUUGACUAAAGCACUCCUUGAUGUACCAGAUGAAGAUUCUGGAAGUCUCAACCUGCAUAGCUUCUCAGUUUUUGAGAAAUAGGGCCGACAACCCCUAAAUAGCCUAUUUUAUCGAAUUUUGAGAGUUCUCUUUGAUUUUUAGGCAUCCUUUCUCAAAAAAGAGGAAGUUGUACAGGUUGAUACUCUUAGAAUCUUCUCCUGGCACAUAAAGGAGUGUUCUAGCUUAUUUCCAGGAAAGCCUCAACGGCAAAGUAAAUGACCUCUCUUGUUAAAUAUUGUUGUUUUCUUUUCAAAUAAAAGCUUUUCAGAAUGCCCCUGGCGCGCGAGGUGAUGCUAGCGGCGGCGUCGGCGUCAACCACGUCGUACUUGAUGAAGGAGCGAGUCGUUACGGCGGCUCUACCGACGGGUAACAGCGGCGAAGCGAUAUGUGCUGUCUGCGGUGAUGACCACGCCAAACUGCACUAUGGAGUGAUCAAAUCGACUGACGUUAUCCUAAAAAACGUUUUUUAAUCUAGGUUCUCGCCUGCUACGGGUGCAAAGGCUUUUUUCGGCGGACGCUCACUGGCAAGUACCGUUAUGCUUGUCGUUUUGGAAACAACUGCAUCGUCGAUAAAUGUCAGAGUUUGUGUCGUAUUCGAAGUAGUUUUGCAAAAUUCAAAACCAUCUCUGACUCUCCAUUUUUUAAUUAAUUUCUUCACUCUCUGAUGGUUAUUUCGAGCUUUGCGGAGUCACGUUGAACACUAGAAGUAUUAACAGUCCUUUCGACGCGGAGAAACUUCUGAGUUUACUUCGUGGGAUGACUUAAUUGACUGCGCUAGCUGAUUUUUUUUUCUCUCUUACCUGAGCUAUUUUGUUUGCGACCCAAAAAAUAAUCGAAAAUCGGUUUCAGUUCAAAGAAACAGCUGUCGAUACUGCCGGUUUCAACGAUGUAUCGAGGUUGGGAUGGAUCCAAAAGCGGUGAGGCCGGAUAGAGAUUUGACGGGAAAGCAAAAAGUUCCACGAUUGAAAAAGAAGCCGCUGGAUGAGGAGCUUCUCAAUCAUAUGGUUCGUGGUAUUUCUUUUCUUACUUUAUGUGUAAAAAAAAACGUUUGUCACGAUUUCUCAAGUCAAAAGAAAAUCAAAGUUUACUCUUUUCGAAUCAUUCUCUAGUUCUUCUCAUGUUCAGAAUAUUUUUGAAAAUUUCCUCAAGUUUUUUUUUAGUUGUGAGUUUUUUGUUCUUAGAUGCGGUUGCAAGGCGACGAUUGGUCACGAAAGUUGCCUGUUGAAACGCGAAUUCUACUCUUGCAACUGAUGAGCAUUGAGGACAAGGUCAGUCGGAAACUUCGAACGUUUCGAUUUCCACUUUCACAGGUCGCGAAAGGUGAUAAUAGUAUGAGCGCUCAAAACACGGCUAAAGAUCCUAAGAGUAUAACUCUGAGAGAGAUGUUCGAGUCGAAGCCUGCGUUGGAUGGUCGGCGAAUGGAGGUUCAAAUUUUUUCUGAUUUGAUAAUAAUCUUCAUGAAUGAUUUUUCCUUUUCAAUUCUAAAAGUCUGGUUUUUCACUAAUUUUUCUUUUCGCAUAACUGGAUUUGAGUAACAGAAAGUGAGUAUAAGCCAUUCCGCGCCAGCUUGUCAAAAUUUUUUUUCGAGAAUAAUUUCGUUUGAAGCGUUCGGGAUCUUUCUCUGCUUGCGUCUUUCAUUUGGCCUGAAGUUUCCGUUGUAUCAAAGGCGAAGACAAAGAUAAUAUCGCGCGCAUCGAAGGAAAAGGAUCUGUAGCUCAGAGGAAACAAAAAAUCGUAAAAAGCUGACGCGGAAUGAGCUAUAGCUGAGUAUUCAUUUCUCCUCAAAUUUAGACGAGGUUCUUCGAUAAAUUCUCGACAAUCGUUUCAGAUGCGAUAUGAGCCGUUCCGAAUGGCACGAACAGAAGAACUGUCGGUGAUUGCCCACCGACGAGCGAUCGCCGCCGUCGACUGGGUGGACAGUCUGACCGAGAUCGCCGACGCCGUAGAGACGGAAGACAAGGUGGCCCUCGUGAAGAACUGCUACUCGCCGCUCACCAUCUUCAACUUCUCAGCCCGGACCGCCCAGAACACCAAGAAUCCGGACAUACUUUGCCUCUGCAGUCAUUCCUACGUGCCGCGCAAAUUGCCGCCCGAAUUCAACGAGACAAAGUGAGCUGUUCACGCUCUUCUUUUUCCCCCAAGUCUGAAGUUUUGUGCUAAAUUGUCUUAUCUUCACCAUGUUCAUCAAUUGUGUCUUACUAGAGUGUUUGCAAGAAUAUGAAGUUCCCAUUAAAAAUAUUUUGAUGAUUAUCGACUCCAAGGAAUGGAAAAAUUCGAUCGGUUUCAUUAAUUAAUAUUUUUAAGGUUUCACUGUGCUUUGCUCAUUAAAGAUAAAGUCCAAUCAAAACUAACCCCUCUUUCCAGGCUUACUGACAUUUUUUUAAAAGCGAAAUCCAACCCUACCCACUAUGUCAUAAACGCAUUUAGGUGCGCAUAUUUCAGCCACCUCUCGAACGUACUCAUCGACAGGACGUUGAACGAGUUGGUCACGCCGCUCCGGAAACUCAAUCUAAAAGAAGAGGAAAUCGUGCCGCUCAAGGCGAUAAUCAUCCUCAAUCCUAGUUGGUUUUUUUCUUACAUUAAAGGAACAGAAAUUUGAUAAUAUUGUAUCAUUUGAUCUUACAUUAAUCUAUUCAUCUUCUUUUCACACAAAAAUCUGAAAAAAAAGAAAAUUUGACAGCCCAGCUUUUUUUUGUUUGUUUCAAUAUUAUUAGAAGUCAAUAUUAUAAUAUUUUUUGAGGAAGAUGGAUUAAAAAUUAACAAUGGAGAGUUGAGUUUGGAAUAAGCGUAAAAAUUUUACGGAUUUUUUCUUGUGUUUACGUUAUAACGUUCCGUAGUUUGAACUUUAUCAUUGCAAUAAAAAGAGUUUUUUUGCCAUCUUUGAGCAGUUAUAACUCUCUGAUACCUGUUAUGUACAGAAGUGUACAAUAUUUUGACCAGAAAAAAAAUGUUGAGUUUCAGACUCCAAAGGACUAUCUGAUCAUGCCAGAACGGUGAUUGGCGAACUUCGCGACAAGGUCCAGGAUAUGCUGUUCCAGAUCGUCAAAGAGCUGCACCCCAUCUACUCGGCGAGUAGUCGAUUCGGCAACUUGCUUCUCCUCUUGCCGACAAUCACGGUAAACCAGAUAAAUUUUGUCAGCCAUUUGCAAUCACGUUUAGACGCUUUCUGGACUGAUGUCGGAAAACAUGCAGUUCUGCCAGGCUUUUGGCGCUCGUCACAGCGGCGAUCCGCUGCUGUCGGAGAUGUUUGGAGACCAUAUUUUCGAUGAUCAGAUCAGCUCGUCCAUCAGUCCUCCGCUUUUUGAAAACCCUGCCGAGAUUAGUCUUGAGGUGGAAAAACACCCUGCUUUUUGUUUGUUGGACUUUUCGAGAAUCAAAGACUUUUUUCUGGCUACUAGAAGUCGGCCAAAAAAAGUCGAUUCGAUUCAGCAUUUAGUUAACAAACAAUAACUGGAGUUUGGACGCGAAACUAUGAACUCUGCGCCAGGAAAGAUAAAUAAAUAGGGCAAAAAUAUCCAAAAAAAUAUAGACCGACUUUUCUUUCGCGGAUUUUGAGGAUGAAAUCUUUUUUUUGAGAGCACGUCUGAGCAAGAAUGAGCAAUUUGGAAUUUUAGAGUAUAUCACCGCCAAUGCUUGACCCGCCGGCGCUAGUCUCGUCAACGAUCCGCAGCCGACUGAGCUUCAACCGUAGAACGGACGCCAGCACUCAAACUAAUGGCGAAUUCACUUCUCCAGUACAUUCAUCAUCAUCGAAUUCUCUCAUCAAUGCGGGAUAUUCACCACCAAUCGUUAGUUCAUCAACUUUUUGUUUUUCAAAGAUAGAAAAAAAAAAGUGGGAGCGAUUUUAUACGUCGUUCGGGCAGUUUGAUUAUGAACAAAAUUGAUUGUGUAGUUUCAUGCCAAUUUUCACGCAAGACCGUUUUAGAUGUCGUCGCCAUUUUCCUCAUUAUUAGACGACGCCGAUUCAACGUUUUCGCCUGACGUCAACCUUUCCGACCUCGGCAACUGCGACGAUUUUCUUUCGCUUCUCCAAUGA
Messenger RNA from Caenorhabditis auriculariae, 6051 nucleotides. NCBI's taxonomy places the organism in Eukaryota, Metazoa, Nematoda, Chromadorea, Rhabditida, Rhabditidae. The record is from the annotation of a GenBank genome assembly.